UUUGGGUCCAGGAGGAGAGGUGAUGAUAGGUCGAGCAGUGAGGUUGUAGCUGGAAGACUGCGUCACUCACCGCGAUGACUGUGGGAACUCUUUAUGCUGUUCUGCCAUUGUAAGGCGGGCGGAGCCAGGUCUCGUGCCGACACCCCGGGUUGUCAUUUCUGGUUUUGCGAGUACUUUACCUUCUUGAAUGAAUCAAGUUAUCCAUGUCCCGCUACAUGUCUCCACUUCGUGAAUUGUACUUCUAGCCCCACCUCCAUGAUACUUUGUCACGAGUGGAAGAAACGAACGCCCUCCUCCUAAUACCCCUUCAAUUAAGCAAGAGGGAGGACGCAGAAAGGAGAGACAGGGGCAGAUACGCACAAGCGCCUGGAAAAAUAAGGCUCAAUCCGGUGCGCAACACCAAGGCAUGAGAUUUGCGUGAAGCAGCGACUUUUGCACGCUAUCCCGGGAGGACUCCGUUCAAGUGACCCCGUUUUCUUUGUGAAGAAGUUGAAUCAAACAGCUGGAUUCUGUUAUAUCGAUUGCCAUGGGCUCCAAAAGGCACCGUUCAAAGACUACGGCGACUUUGCGCUUCACGAGCUGCUCUCCAAUGGGACUUUCGCUGUUGCUUCUUCUACCUUUGUGUGUUGCCUUCAACUUGGAUGUGGACAACCCAGCGGUGUAUAAAGGACCCAGCGGCAGUCAUUUCGGCUACUCGGUGGACUUUUACAUGUUCGAGUCGAGUGUGAGUAUUAUUAUCGGAGCGCCCAAAGCCAACACCAGCCAGCCCAACAUCAGAGAGGGAGGAUCUGUCUUCUACUGUCCAUGGAGUCUCAACCAAUCAAAAUGCAGCAGCAUCGAAUUCGAUCCGUACGGUGAUCUAAACCUGACGGUCAACUUCACACCGCACCAGGGAGAGUUCAAAUCCCACCAGUGGUUCGGAGCAACAGUACGAGUCCAUGAAGAUAGUGUCCUGGCUUGUGCUCCUCUGUACUCAUGGAGGGGCAUGGAGAACACGCCUGAGGCCUAUGCUACCGGAUCAUGUUAUCUGUCAGUCCAAAAUUUCACCAAGUUUGUGGAAUAUGCUCCAUGUCGCACAGAAACCGGUGAAAGUGAAAGCCAAGGUUAUUGUCAGGGCGGAUUCAGUGCUGAUUUUACACGGGAAGGAAAGGUUGUGCUUGGAGGACCCGGCAGUUACUUCUGGCAGGGUCAAGUGAUCACAGCAGUCAAAGAAGAAAUAGUCAAGGCUUAUUACCCAGGAUACUUCCUCACAUCGGUGAAAGGGCUCAGUCAGACCAAACCGAUAAAAGAAAUCACCUUUGACGACACCUACAUGGGUUACUCUGUGGCUGUGGGCAACUUCAGUGGAGGUGAUAAAGAAGACAUUGUGACUGGGGUUCCCAGGGGACUUAAACUGCACGGACAGGUUUCCAUUCUGAAUGGCUCUCUGGACAUGUUGAAGAACUUUACUGGCGAGCAGAUGGGAUCCUACUUCGGUCAUGCUGUGGCAUCUGCUGAUAUCAACAAUGAUGGUUUGACGGAUCUGCUUGUUGGAGCGCCCAUGUUCAUGGUUCGAGAUUCUGAUGGGCGUUUGGAGGAGUUGGGUCGUGUUUACGUGUACCUGCAGAACGGACCUCUGGACCUCACGCCUCAGCUACCUCACCUCACCGGCACAUAUAUGUCCGGCCGGUUUGGCAGCUCCAUCGCUCCUCUCGGAGACCUCAACCAAGAUGGCUACAACGAUGUGGCCAUCGGUUGUCCGUUCGGUGGGGAGAACAAACAAGGAUUGGUCUUCAUCUAUAAUGGAUUCGCUGGAGGUCUCCGAGAAAAGCCGUCUCAGGUGAUCGCUGGCCAAUGGGCUUCAUCCGAAUCGUCAAAUUUCCCUGCCAUUUUCGGAUACGCCCUUCGUGGAGGUGAAGAUUUGGAUUACAACGGGUACCCGGAUCUCAUUGUGGGUGCGUUUGGUGCAGACGCCGCUGUUCUGUACAGAUCUCGUCCUAUUGUAAAUACAAGUGCAACCCUGAGUGUCUAUCCAACUAUUAUUAAUCCUGAAGAGAAACUUUGCAUCUUUAGGCACGGGACUGAGACUAAGCACGUUUCCUGUGUAAACCUGAGCUUCUGUCUCUCAGCCAAUGGGAAGCACCUACCAAAUCAUCUCGAGUUCAAUGUUGAAGUUCAGCUGGAUCAUCUGAAGCAGCAGCAGAAGGGAGCCGUACGGAGAGCUCUGUUUUUGGACACGCAGCUUCCAAGUCUACAGAGGACGUUAACCGUGCCGAAUGGAGCCAGAGUCUGUAGUGACACCAAGAUCUACCUGCGGGAUGAGAAAGAAUUCAGGGACAAGCUGUCUCCCAUCUUCGUCUCUCUCAACUUCAGCAUGAAUCCGCAAUCCGCUGCAGACAUGCACGGACUGCGGCCCAUCCUCAACUACCAGACGGCACAGCUCAUCGAACAGAAAGCCCAGAUUUUACUGGACUGUGGAGAGGACAACAUCUGCGUCCCUGACCUGAAACUCUCCGUGCACGGGGACAGGAAGGAAGUCUACAUGGGUGACGACAACUCUCUGACUCUGACUUUCAACGCAAAGAACGACGGAGGUGGAGCGUAUGAAGCAGAGCUGUAUGUGGUCCUGCCACCAGAGGCCGACUACAUCGGAAUUGGGCGUAAUAAUGAGAGUUUGACCCAACUGACCUGCAGUUACGAGACGGAAAAUCAAACCCGUUAUCUCAGCUGUGACCUGGGCAACCCCAUGAAAUCUGGCACCAGUUUAUGGGCCGGACUGCGCUUCACGUUGCCUCGUCUGAAGGACACACACGACUUUGUGCAGUUUGACCUGCAGAUCCGUUGUAAGAAUGAAAAUAACUCCCAGAGUGAAGUCGUCCCCUACAAGUUGGAGGUGGUGGUCCGGUCUGAUGUUAUUCUACUGGGCGUCUCCCGACCAGACAAGGUCAUCUUCCCCCCUCCAAACUGGAAGCUUGCCAAGAAUGUGAUUGUGGAACAGGAUGUCGGACCCUCCGUCCAGCACACUUACGAGCUGGUGAACAAUGGGCCGAGUCGCAUCAGUCACACAGUCCUGCAGCUCAAGUGCCCCAUGAGGCUUCAAAGUAACAGGUUCAUUUACCCUCUGGAGGUCACGACUGAGGGCCCUGUUAACUGCACCACCCACAACAUAGUCAACCCCUUGAAGCUGAAGCUGCAGCAGUCCUCAACCGAGCAGCCUCCCUUACGAGACGGGGCGCACGGGCAUCACAUCGAGAAGAGGGAAACGCACAAGGGCGAGCUGUCUCAAAUGGCCAAUCUGUCUUGCUCCAGUGUGGAUUGUUGGACGUUAACGUGUGACGUUGGCCUGUUGGAGAGAGGGACGAGUGCCAUACUGCACGUUCACUCGCGGAUCUGGGCCGAAACAUUCAUGGAGAAUCCAUACAAGACCUUUGUUUUAGAGUGUCUUGCAAGUUACAAAGUAGAAAAGAUGCCCUAUGCUAUUUUGCCCAAGGUGACUCCUAGCGGUGCCAAAAAGAUGGUCACUCCUGUGCUCUGGAACAAAAUAGGCAGUACAUAUGCUGUACCUCUGUGGAUCAUCAUUCUGGCUAUUCUUGCCGGCCUUUUACUGCUCGCCCUGCUCAUUUAUGUCCUCUACAAGCUCGGCUUCUUCAAGAGGACUCAGUACGGCACAGCUAUGGAAAAAGCCCAGCUCAAACCUCAGGCCACCUCUGAGGCCUAAACUACACGGAGAACACACGCCAAAGAAUGUUUUUAACCAGAAGCCAUCAAAGAAAAGGUUCAUUGGUGUUUAAAAAACAAAGACGAGACUGCAGUAGAGGAAUGUGGAGGAAAGAUCACUGGACCUUCACUCUACUGCGCUAUGGGACGAGACCCUGAGGCCUUCACGCCAAAUGAAUGUUGUGUUGAUUUUAUUUUUCUUGCUGUGGGUUUCGAUUUUAAACCACCACUUAUAGCCUACCACUCGCAGACAGUUUGGGUUAAUCUGAACGGAAAAGCGCAACCAAUGAGAAUCUCUCUUACAGAUCUGGCCCAGGACUGACACUCAACUGCACUAAUACGUUUUUACCUUUACAAUUUCACUUAGUUGUUGGUUUUAGUCCGCACCUCCUCAUAUGUUUUAAACAUUUAAGAUGCGUAAGCAAUCCACAGUGUAGCACCAAAAACCAAAGAGUUUGAUACAGGUGUGUAAUUUUUGUUUGUUUGUUUGUUUGUUUGUUGUGUUUUGAACGUGAGAAUGAGGUAGCAUACCUCACCAUGGACCCUUGUCUCCAUGUUCCUGCUGUUGUGUUUUAACAAAGACAUUGUAAAUGUUUUGUGUUUCGUCGUGUGAGCGUUUUCGGUUUGAAUGAGAUGUUUUCAGCUCAGUCGCCUCCUCCAAAGAAAAGUUGGUUUCGGUCUCAGGUGAUACGGUGGAAAAGCGGCACACCGGUCCGGUGCCGUGCAUUUCCAUGGAAACAUUGUUUCCAUUGUCUUUACGGAAGGCGACCGCUCUUCCUUUCCGCCCUGUCAGAGGAGGACAACAAGAAACGUUGUCCCCGGCUCUGGGAUGAUGGGGCGGAGAUCCCCGCUGACUGUCAACCGUUCUGUUGUCUUACUAAGUUAUUAGUAACAAGCAGUAGCGUUGCCUUUGUAGUCAUCUGGGACACAACUGGAUCCACAUCGAGCCUGUGAAACCUUGAAGCAGAGCUGUGCUUUGCCAUAACACUAAUAGACUCUUUGGACCGCUGUUGACUUGGAAUGAGAAGUCUGUUUGUCGGUGCACAUGCAGGUCACACAUUAGUAUAACAUGCAUAGACAACUGACUGAAAGCGUACCCGUUCCAAGGCAGCAGUCACUCAUCCAGGGACUGAAUGUUGAAAUACACCUGUAAAGUUUCUUCUGUUGAAUGUGUGUGUGAGGAGAAGACGUGGAGAUAUGAGAAACUGAGACUUUCGUCCGAAUGCUCAGCUCGUGGGGCUUCACAGUAAGUGACAUCAGAGAGUAAAAAUGCUUUUGUACUUCAUGGUGCUAAAGUGGCCAAACAAGAAGAUAUCGCAAUCACCUAUCACGAAAUUCUUGUCUCGUCGAGCCACUUUGAAAGGGAAAGCAUUUCCCACGGUGGAAUGUGUAGGACAUGUAUGGAAGUGCAAUAUAUUUUAAUCUGUUUCAACCUUUUUGUCAUGUGUAUAUUAAUACUUUAUUUCGGUUAAGUUUUCUGGAAUUCUAAUUAUUUGAAGACAACACCCGGUUUGAGGGUUGAAAUUAGCCCAGACGUUAGGGUAGUUCUAAAAACAGUACACUGUUUAUACUGGAGUCAAAAACAAUUGCCAAAAAUAUUAAAAUUAGAUUUUUUUGUAUUAAAAGCGAUUUUUAUUCACAAUGGGAUUGUGCUGUAAAUGGUAACCAACAAAACUCUCUCGUCACUGAAUUGAGACUGUUUAUUGUAUUUUGGCUGAAGCGUGGCUUUAUGAGCAGAUGCUGCAGAUUUUACUGCGACACUCCUAGAUGGCACAAAACCAACAAACGCAGAGACCACUUGAAACCUCGGUGAUGUUUUUUUAUGUUUUGAAUCUCUUGUACAUUUUCAAAAACAUUAUUUAUUCCUCCAAAAGUUAAAUUGUUAACCUGAGAUUUUUGCUUUCGAACACUGGCUAGGUCUUCUUACUUUUAUCCCAUAAAAAACGCCCAAAAUUAUUUUCUUUCUUUUUUUUAGCUGUAAAUGUGUCUGGUGAGGAGAUUUUAUUGUAAUUUUUAGCUGAUUUCACAUGGUAUUUCAUCGCCCCAUAUUGGGGAGAAUCAGAGGGAUGUUCAAGUAAUUAUUUGUAUUUACAGUUUGCAUUUUAAAAUAAAUCUUUUUGUACAAAUUC
This is a messenger RNA of Triplophysa dalaica, 5825 nucleotides long. RefSeq names its product integrin, alpha 5 (fibronectin receptor, alpha polypeptide) (gene itga5). The coding region runs from base 527 to 3697 and encodes 1056 amino acids. Gene Ontology annotation, biological process: angiogenesis; integrin-mediated signaling pathway; cell-matrix adhesion. Lineage: Eukaryota; Metazoa; Chordata; Actinopteri; Cypriniformes; Nemacheilidae. The record is from RefSeq and is a predicted model, not a curated record. The transcript is spliced from 31 exons. Gene Ontology annotation, cellular component: integrin complex; external side of plasma membrane. Gene Ontology annotation, molecular function: integrin binding.